GUAAGUCCUUGUUUCCGGGGGAAGCAUAUAGAAGCAACACUCGGCAAUAAGCACAGUGGUGGUGCUGGUGGCAGCUCCGAGGUAGCUGUUAUCGGUUUGGAAGACAAACUAUGGAGCUGAUAUGGGACGAGUCCCCUCAAAAUGGUGUUGUCGGGUUUUCUAGAGAUCUGUAUGAUAAGUAUACUUUGGCCCCUAACAUAAAAGAGCUUUGGGCCAUAGCGCAAAGCGCUCUAGAGGUAAGCUCGGCAGGGACCACCGAAGUGAAGAAGGAGAAGCCGGCGGAAUUAGCCACUGUAACAGAGGAGCCUUCGGCCACGAACGCGAAGGACAGCAGUGACGGCGACGUUUACCCCGAGCCCAGACUGCCAUUCCCUCGGUUGUCCAGCCUGACCUCUAAGGAGCAGAUGCUGUAUUUGCGAAUGUUAAUGAACCUUUACCCUACAAACUCCUUCCCGCAAUUGCAAGAACGUGUGAAGAGUGAAGUGGUCGAAUUUAUGAAGUAUUUGCAGGACGUGUCGCGACUGUGUGCGGAGGAUUACAGUUACCUGUGUGAAGGAGCCGCUCGCUACGUCGAGGAGUAUCUGAGAGCUAGCAUCGCCAAGGUGAGCAGUUACCCACAGCUUUAUCACAUCCAUGAGAUGACCAGCAUCACAGGGGGCAAGUUCAACCCCGAUCUCUCCCUGAACUUUGAGAAGCAGCUCCUCGUACUGGGAAAAGUGAACGUCAUAGAUGUCAAGAAACAGCUACCAAAGGACAUCCAGCUUGCAGUGGACUAUGACACAGUGGCGUCUGAGACUCCACCAGACAAGAAGGCCAACCAGGCACACAUGGACAUCAGCUGCGACGCGAAUGCGGAGAAGCUGUGCGCUCGCUACAAGCCUCACGUCUGCCUGAGCAGCGCCACGCUGCUGCGGCUGCUGGACAACCACGGCCCCGAGUACAGUGAGGCGUGGGAGCUGCCCGUGUGGGUCAAGGGCGCCACUGCAGCCAGCGGAAGUGGCUCCCAUAAAGUGGUGUACGUGGACUCCCCCCUGGUGAAGACAGAAAUAACGCAGAGGGAGAGGAACACCCUUUUCCAUGAGGAGAGUGUGAAACUGGUACUGAGGAAGAUGUCCUCGCAGAAAGCACUUGUGCUGACCCUGGAACAGCCUUCACCUUCAGUUCCGUUAGAAGAGCGAUGUCCCAGAAGUCUCCUCUCUUUCGACGAUCCCGGAAUUAGCUUUGAGGCAGAUUUUAUAGACCUGGAGACCUUUGGUGAAUCUUCCUCUUCCUCCAAACGUACGACAAGCGUGAGGCGGAAGGCUACGGCCAAGCAGGAGGUCGCUCGCUCGCAGAUGGCGGCUCCCCAAAAACGUGGUGCGUCUUCCAGGCCUGCAAAGGGCGUCCUCGUUCAGGCCGAGUCCUCCCAAGUGGUGAAGGAAGACGACGACUCCUGGAUGGAUCUGGAGUCUUCUACAGUUGACUGCUCUCUGGAGAAGACAGAGUUGAACGUGUCUGGGUCAGGGCUGGACAUCCCUCCGGUGACCAAGCAGCCCAGACAGGAUGGCGCUGAACCGACCAGCUUGGGCAGGCAUGCUUCUGACAGCGAUUCUGAUGAGGAGCGCCUGAUCAUCGACCAAGGUCCUGUGUCACUCAAAUCCCCCCCAAGAGGGACAGCUGCCCCUGCAGACCACGGUCCUGCAACCCCCUGGUCCCCCUCCCCAGAAAUGGACGGGACCACAAAGCCUAGCCCUGCCUCACCGUUACCCCAGGGAUCUACAAAGUCUGCAAGGAGGUCAGAGGUCAAACCGCGCCAGAACUGUGAUCAAGUGGGCCAGAUCUUGCGUAUGCAGAGCGCCUUGCUGAAACCCAGUCCGACUCAGGCUCCCGAACCCAUGUCCCCACCCCCUCUGGCACCCAACAUCCCCCCCAGCCAGAGUCACCCACAGUCCCUGGUGAAGCCCUGUGUCACCUCCUACCUGGAGGCCAAAGAGAGUCCGGGCCGGAGGGGUGACCCAGCCGUGAUGCCUACACCGGCCGAAGCCCCGACUAGGCUGCUGCCCGAGGACCUGCUGGAUGUGACUGAGGAUGAGCUGGAUUAUCAGGAGCCCAAGGAAGGGAACCUGAUCUAUAAGAUGUACAGCCUGCAGGAGCUGCUGCUGCUGGUUCGGAGCAGUGUCCCAUUCGCACGGCGCACCAAGCUGGGCCGAGGUCCCAAUAAGACCGUCCCCGUGCACGUUUUGGCCAAGCUGGAGUACCAGGUGUGCUACGGCGUGGAGUGCUUCACCAAGAGUGAGCUGUGCGUCCUGUGGGCAGAGCAGCUCCAGCAUUCCAGCACCUCGUCCUACGUGGGUCACAUCAAUGCACUCACAUCCAAGCUCUUCUUGACGGAGGAGUUCACCAGUGAGAGGAUAAAGACCGCCAGCUGUGAAUUCCGGCCAGCCACCUGCCUGAACGUGCUGCACCAUUUGCUGGAGAAGCUGGUCAGCCUGUCGGAGGGGAGGUACCUCGUGAGCCACAAGGCCGGCGAGCCCAUCAUCACCAUCGCCAAGGCCAGUGACGGGAGGAAGAGCCUGCGAACCAUGUACAACCUGCACCAGGCCCACGGCAGCCUCCCGCAGGCUCCGCCCCAUGGUGCUGUUCCCUGGGUGCCCGUGGACCCCUCCCACCUGCUGUCCUUCCAUGUGAAGCACGAACGGGUGCCAUGCACCUUCCCACCACAAGAGAGCAAGCCUGCCAACAGCCAUGGCACCCAGCCCGCCGCAGGGAGUGCCACGUCCACAGGGGGGGCCGGCAAGCCGGGGGCACCACCUACUGGUGGCACCGCGAAGAGGAAAAAGAAGAGCAAAAGCGCUAGGCGUUCCCAGAAGUGGCGGGAGAAGAGGAAGUUACAGCAGAAGGGGGGUGUGAGCGCACAGCGCACCCCCCCAGCGAAAAGUCAAGGCCCUGCAGCAAAGAAACAGCAGCUGAAGACGUGACUGGCGGGGGCGGUGUGCCACGUUCAGUGGUGACCCCCGAUCUGGGUUUGGGUCCAGGCUGCCUUGUAAAUAAGACUGAGUUUAAUCAGUCUUGUGUUGUACUUAGGCUUUUAUUUAAGGUUUGUAACAUUUUCAGUGUGAGUUUUGAUAUUAAAAUGAAUAAAUGCUGAA
Molecule: messenger RNA, 3128 nt
Organism: Brienomyrus brachyistius
Lineage: Eukaryota; Metazoa; Chordata; Actinopteri; Osteoglossiformes; Mormyridae
Gene: ice2
Product: interactor of little elongator complex ELL subunit 2
Exons: 15
Coding region: 111-2957 (948 amino acids)
Biological process (GO): positive regulation of transcription by RNA polymerase III; snRNA transcription by RNA polymerase III; snRNA transcription by RNA polymerase II
Cellular component (GO): transcription elongation factor complex
Source: RefSeq, a predicted model, not a curated record